Molecule: messenger RNA, 1256 nt
Organism: Dacryopinax primogenitus
Lineage: Eukaryota; Fungi; Basidiomycota; Dacrymycetes; Dacrymycetales; Dacrymycetaceae
Exons: 1
Coding region: 317-1210 (297 amino acids)
Molecular function (GO): oxidoreductase activity
Source: RefSeq, a predicted model, not a curated record
CUCAUCCGUUCUGCACAGGAACAUGGACAGCAAGGGUAGUCUUCCCGCUCCUGAUCCUAUGCUUCGAGCGUGGCGUAGGGUCUCGCUGUGGAUAGAUGCUGGCUGGCGUUUGUAGGGACGUGCUUGUAAUCUCCCUUGGGGCCCUUGGAGGGUGGACGGGUUUGGUUUGGUUUGGUAUAUAAGCUGCUGGCGGGGUGGACUUGGCUGGGCAGAGAAGUUGGAAGUGACAGCCAGCUGUUGUUCGACUUAGUUGACUAGCUCGUCUUUACUAGCUCGACCUCCAGCUCGUCGUUCUGAUUGCUCAACCUAACACGCCAUGGCCACCAUAACCACCACCACCACUACCACCAGCACGUCCCCCUCCGGCACCCUCACGCUCGCGAACGAGCCUACCUCCGUCCUCGCCUCUCUCAACUACUACAUCCGCACGAUCGACGGUUCCAAGCCGUACAACUAUAUCACUCCCGACCCUACGGGUGUCAUCCCCCCCCGGAACUGGAAGCCAGAACCGUUCGCUGCCACAAUUAGGAACAUGCGUGGGAGGGAGGGGGAGGUCGGCUUAGACAGCACGGGGUUCGCAUUUGUCAAAGCGCCGACGAAGGAAGUCGUCUUCGAGGAUUCGGAGGCAGCGUUACAGGCGUAUUACAGCGAGACGAUCGAUCUCGUCAAACGCGUAACCGGAGCAGAGAAAGCGGUCAUAUUCGACCACACGAUCCGCCGGCGCCGGGCUGAGCCUACGCCCGACACGCCCAGCACGCGCCAGCCUGUUCCUCAGGUACAUGUCGACCAGACUCCGGAGUCUGCUCUUGCUCGUGUGUUCAGGCACCUCCCGGCCGAAGAAGCCCGUGCGAGGAGCAAGAGAAGGUUCCAGAUCAUCAACGUCUGGCGUCCUAUUGCUAACGCGGCGUACGACAUGCCCCUUGCCCUAGCGGACGGGCGCACCGUCAGCCCAGCAAACCUCGUCCCCUCUACCCUGCGCUACCCUGACCGAGAAGGCGAGACGUACCAGAUCGCCUACUCCCCGGCGUACGAAUGGUACUACCUUCGAGGGAUGGGGACGGACGAAGUUGCGCUGAUCAAAUGUUAUGAUUCGGAGCCGAGGGAGGGAGGAAGUAGGUUUACACCGCAUACGGCGUUUGAGGACCCGAGUACGCCGGUGGGGGCGCCGAAGAGGCAGAGUAUCGAGUUGAGGGUGUUGGUUUUCUAUUAGCUAGAAGGCGCCGCUGGUGGUGGAAUAGAAUAGAGAGUAUGGGCUU